This is a messenger RNA of Camelina sativa (false flax), 1176 nucleotides long. Lineage: Eukaryota; Viridiplantae; Streptophyta; Magnoliopsida; Brassicales; Brassicaceae. The record is from RefSeq and is a predicted model, not a curated record.
AUGAAGAAAGAAGGCACUAUAGCUCGAGAAGAUGCCCCAAAACCCGCCGGAAAACCCUCACCGGACGACUUCAAUGAUGAUGACUCCUACAGCCUUUACUUCAAGGGUUUGAUGUGGAAGGAAACAACGGGGUUUGGGGUUGCAAUUUGGGGAGAAGAGGAUGAUAGUCUCUUGUUUCAGAUGAAGAGAUCACUUGAUGACUCUUUCAUCACAGUUUUGGAGGUUGAGCUUAUAGCAUUGAAGCGAGGACUAACCGAAGCUGCGAGUUUGGGGAUCAAUCAUAUCACAAUCUACUGCGAUGAUUAUAGGGUUUUUGACUUGAUCAUGGAGAGAUCCGCGCCAGAGCAAGAGAACAUCGCCUUGAUCAUGGAUGAUGUGCAACGCAUCAGACAACAAUUGCCAUCUAGCAUCGCUGUUCUUGUGACUGAUCAAAAUCAAGUCGAGUUUGCAAUGGACUCAAUAAACAUACGUAUGCCUCCGUCUCCGUCUCAUAAGAAGACUUGCGGUAACUGUUUCGACUAUGAUGGUAUCAAACCUGAGCUGAUGCUUUCCUCUGGACUAUGCCGUCAUCAGUUCUGCGUGAAUUGCAUGAAAGAACAUAUAGAAGUGAGACUACAAGACGGAAGAAGUGUACCGAGAUGUCCUCGUUAUGGGUGCAUAUCGAACCUAGAUCUUACAAGCUGUGCUCAUCUUUUGACAUCUAAAGUACAAAAGAUGUGGGAACGAAGGAUCAAACAGGACUCGGUUCCUGAAUGGGACAGGUUUCAUUGCCCAAAUACAAGCUGUUCGGCUUGGAUGUCGAGAACUAAGCUCUUCGAAUCCACGGAAGAAGAGGGGGUUAGGAGAUGCUGCUUUAAAUGCCGUAAAGCCUUUUGCAUCUACUGCAAAGUCCCAUGGCAUAGUAACUUGUCUUGGGAUGAAUACAAGAGAUCGGUCCCAAAGCCUAGUACAAUAGUGUUGCGACAAUGUAGAAGUUGCCAACACACGAUCGAACUAUCGGAAAAACGCCGUGACAUAACUUGCAGGUGUGGCUAUUCGUUUUGCUUCACAUGUGGGGCUCAAUGGAAACUUGGAGGUUGCUCUCAUCAUCGCCAAUUUGAUUUGAUAUUGAUUGGCUGUUUUUGCUACGCUUUCUUAGUAAUUGUUUUUGCAAUUUACCCUUCUGUUUAUCACUAA